AUGACUGAGGCCGGCCGCCAGCCAUGGUAUGAUGCGGAUGGCCGACCGAUCUCGCCGUACAUUGUCGGCGUGGCUGGUGGUAGUGCUAGUGGCAAGACGUCUAUUGCUAAAGAAGUAAUCCGCCUGUUGCCCAAAAUCCCAUGGGUCGCGAUUGUGAGUCAGGAUGCAUUUUACAGACCGCUGUCACCUGCGCAGACGAAGCUAGCUUUUGAACAGAACUAUGACUUUGAUCACCCUCAUGCUAUUGAUCAGGAGCUUCUCGUGCAGUGUGUCAAAGAUCUCAAGGCCUCCCGUGCCGUUCAUAUCCCCGUGUACAGCUUCACACAACACCAGCGGACCUCUGAGUCUACCUAUCUCUAUGGGCAUGCUGUCGUUGUCGUCGAAGGCAUCUUUGUUUUACAGGAUCCCGCGCUUCGCGAGUUACUCGACCUCAAAAUUUUUGUGCAGACAGACCCUGACAUCAUGCUCGCUAGGCGCAUUCGCCGCGAUAUCGUCGACCGCGGUCGCUCCGUCGAGGGUGUCCUGGACCAGUACCUGCGGUUCGUCAAGCCUUCCUUCGACACUUUUGUGAGUCCCUCUGCGCGCUACGCCGAUAUCAUCGUCCCCGGCAUGAAUAAUCAUGUCGCCAUCGAUGUAAUCAGCCAGCACAUCAGCAAGCAUCUCACACGAACUCGGGACCUGCAGUUAAUGAUGGAAGCAGAGUAUGUCUUGUCCUCGAAAGCUCAAACCCUCUCUCGCUCACCUCGGCAUAUCUUUCCACGUGCCCGUGUUCUUGUCGGUCAUGCAGCUGACGGCACACCUGCGCAUAUCGUCGAGCACGAGCCGUUUUCCGACGUCUGCGGGGAUGCCCGCCAUGAACCGCCUGGUUCUCAACAUGCGUUAAACUUCAUCGACCAGAUCCUCCCGCUUCCGCCGAACGUGUGUGUUGUUCGGCCUGGCGCUCAGCUACUCGCUCUGCUGACGAUCAUGCACAAUGCUGAUACGCCUGCAGGCGAAUUUGCAUGGGCAUGCAAGCGGGUCGGUACUUUCGUGGUGGAAGAAGCCAUGUCCCUUUUGCCAUACCGCCAGCGAUGCGUCGAUACACCCCAGGGUGAGUCGUAUCAGGGCUUGGAACUCGAUGUUCAGCACAUUUGUGGCGUAUCGAUUUUGCGGUCCGGCGCGAUUCUUGAGCUUCCAUUGCGCCGUGCUUUGCCAGCGCUUUCAUUGGGCUCCGUCCUGAUUCAAAGCUCCGAUUCCAACUACCGACCGCUGCUUUACUCAGUAGCCCUCCCCUCCUUUGUGAGGGAUCGAAAACGGGCCGAGCAUACGUGGGUCCUGCUGACAGAUGCACAGGUCGGUACGGGAGCAGCGGCCUUUAUGGCUGUGCGUGUCUUGUUGGAUCAUGGCGUGCCUGAGGACCAUAUCAUUUUACUGACGCUACUCGCUUCAGCGCGUGGCGGCCUUUGGUCUUUAUACCAUGCUUUUCCACGCAUUGUCAUUAUCACCGCAAGCGUGGAUCCUGGACUACAGCGAUUUGCGUGGAAGUCUCCUCUGGAGCAUGUCCACAAUGAAGUGCCGACACAUGCUACGCCGCUAACGACCUUGUCCUCAAUUGAUAGCCAUCAUCAUGGUCCCAUACAGCAAGCCAAUACCCCUAUCGAUAUCGGCAGGCACUCGCACGAAUCGAACGAGCGUGUAGCAUUUGCCAUCAUGCCAGGCUGUGGUCAGAUGGGCGAUCGAUUCUGGGGCACAUAG
Messenger RNA from Malassezia globosa CBS 7966, 1734 nucleotides. RefSeq lists its product as uncharacterized. Gene Ontology annotation, molecular function: uridine kinase activity; ATP binding. The transcript has a single exon. Gene Ontology annotation, biological process: pyrimidine-containing compound salvage. Lineage: Eukaryota; Fungi; Basidiomycota; Malasseziomycetes; Malasseziales; Malasseziaceae. The record is from RefSeq and is a predicted model, not a curated record. Bases 1 to 1734 code for a protein of 577 amino acids. Gene Ontology annotation, cellular component: cytoplasm.